Molecule: messenger RNA, 2563 nt
Organism: Musca vetustissima
Lineage: Eukaryota; Metazoa; Arthropoda; Insecta; Diptera; Muscidae
Product: tyrosine-protein kinase Shark-like
Biological process (GO): cell differentiation; innate immune response; cell surface receptor protein tyrosine kinase signaling pathway
Cellular component (GO): extrinsic component of cytoplasmic side of plasma membrane
Molecular function (GO): signaling receptor binding; ATP binding; non-membrane spanning protein tyrosine kinase activity
Source: RefSeq, a predicted model, not a curated record
UUAUGAGCCGAGAUGAAAACUUGUGCUGGUUUCAUGGACGGCUAUCUCGCGAGUCUGCGGAAGAAAUAUGCAAAAGUGGCGAGGAGGAUGGUACAUUCCUUGUCCGCGAAAGUAAUACUGCUGCGGGUGAUUUUGUGCUGACCUUGUUACACCAGGGCGAGGUUUGCCAUUAUCAAAUAAGACGUCAUGGGGAGGACGCGUUUUUCUCAAUUGAAGAUAAAGUAAAGAUUUUGCAUGGAUUGGACACAUUGGUUGAAUAUUACCAGCAAUCGGCCAAUGGCUUAGUAACCAAACUCACCAAGUUCAUUCGGAAGGAUCCGCCACCGAAUGAAACACGUAGUCAUGGAAAUACCAACUUGCUUCAUCGCGCAGUUAUGAAUAACAAUCAUAUUGUUGUAUCGGAACUCCUGAAGUGUGGCUAUCGAAAUGUGGAUGCCAAAAAUCAAAAUGGGCAAACCGCUAUGCAUCUGGCUGCAUUGUACGGUGAUGAAGCUAUGCUCAAUCUGUUACUAAACGCAGGAGUAAAUGUUAAUUGUAUGGAUACGGAUAAUAACAUGCCACUUCAUUACGCUGCCAGACAUCAGCGUGGCAGCUUUAUACAACUUUUAAUAGCUGCACAUGCCAAUGUUCAGGGUCGCAAUAUUCGAAACGGCUAUGUGCCUUUACAUGAAGCAGCAAAACACGGCAAUUUGGAAGCAGUAAAGGAAUUUAAGGAAGCUAAUCAUGAAAAGGUGGUACAAUAUCUGGAGACAUAUAAAUUGAAACCAGCAAACACAAAUAGAUCACAGUGGUAUCACGGAACUCUAAAUCGGGAAGAAGCAACGGAAGUUUUAAAAACGUUUGCAGCGAAGUUCCAAAUAGAAAAUACUACAACUGAAAACGGAAUUCAAAAUGCUAACGUCGAUGCAUCAGGUUGCUUUCUGGUUCGCUUUUCUGAGAGAAAAACUGCAGGAACUGGUUAUGUAUUAACCCUGCUAUAUGAUAAUGUUGUGAAAAAUUUCAUAAUUUCACAUCAAAAUUUUUAUACAUUGAUGACGGGCCGUUCUUACCAACAUUGGUUGAAAAGUCCCAAAAAGACCAGCAUCUUAGAAAGUAUGAGUACAUUACGAAAAAGUAAGCUGAAACAAAAAUCAAUAUCAUGUGACGACAAACCACAAGUGCCCUGCAACGAGGAAGAACUCAAACAGGCUGAAACAUUAUUGAAGGACUUGUCCUUUUCGACAGAUUUUGCAAGUUUAAAUUUAAUCAACAAUAACGGUGGUCAAAAUGAAUUGUAUAAUGUUCCCAAAAAUAAUGCAGCAGUUAAUAGUGAUACUCUCACGUCAUCUUUAGAUUCUAAGAUGAAACCUGAAUCUAAAACUGAAGAAGAAGUUGAAUAUUUUACAAAAAGUGAUGUUAUUAUUGAAAGAGAGCGAAAUCAACAAAUUCCAACCGAAAGUCUGUCGCCAAAUGCAAAUGGUUAUAUACCAACAGUAGAUAUUCGCGUCUUUGCCGAACCCUAUAUCGAUGGUGAUAGUUACAUGACUAAAGAUGAACUUGAAGCAUCUGCAGCCGAACUCAGAGAGUUUUCACAUAAUCCAGAACGAUUAGAUUCGUUAAUAUUCACAACAUCCAAUGAAAGUGAAAUGGUGCGAUAUCUAAAUCGACAAACAAGUACAGCAUCUGUAGAAACGUCCAGAGCUAGUUCAAAAGUAAAUUACUUGAUCCCACCUGAUUGUCUUAAACUUGAAUCGAUAAUCGGAGAAGGCGAAUUCGGGUCGGUUUAUCGAGGAUAUCAAAUUCAAAGAAUUGGAGGCGAUAUGAGACGUCGUGAGGUGGCCAUAAAAACAUUGCGUGACGAACACUGUCGGACAAAUAAGCAGGAGUUUUUACGAGAAGCCUCCGUAAUGAUCCGGCUUAAACAUCAUUGCAUUGUUCAGUUAAUAGGAAUAUCGAAAGGCUCCACUUUGAUGAUGGUUCAGGAGUUGGUACCAUUCGGUUCGAUGUUACAUUUCAUAUUGGACCACAAGGAGAAAAUUAAUCCUAACUAUGAACUGAAAUUGUGGGCUUCUCAAAUAGCAUGUGGCAUGCAGUAUUUGGAGAAACAUCACUUUGUUCAUCGCGAUUUAGCAGCUCGAAAUAUUUUGUUAGCAUCAAGAAAUCAAGCCAAAAUAAGUGACUUUGGACUAUCUCGAGCUUUGGGAAAUGACAACGAAUGUUAUCAAGCCAGUCAAGGUGGCAAAUGGCCCAUUAAAUGGUAUGCUCCAGAAAGUUUUAACAAUGGAAUAUUUUCACAUGCCAGCGACGUGUGGUCAUUUGGCGUCACCUUGUGGGAAAUGUUUUCCUUGGGAGAACCUCCUUACGGUGACAUACGUGGCGUGGACGCAAUUAAAUUGAUUGAGAGUGGUCAGCGUUUGCCUAAACCCCCCCUAUGUCCGGAACACAUUUAUGAAAUAAUGUUAAAUUGUUGGAAUUACAAAGCUAAAGAUCGUCCCACAUUCCGAUAUCUUACAGAAUUUUUUGCGCGUGACCCAGAUUAUCAAAACAUUUUAGAACUAGUUAAAACUGAUCACAUAAGUUGAAG